AUGACGGAUAGUCAGGAUAAAGUAAAUGGUGGAUCCAAGAACACAUUUCUAUCAAGAGUGUUUGGUGUGCACUCAUCUGCUGUAGAAAACUCUUUGGAUGCCGCUGAGAUGAGCCAUAUUACUAUGCCUACGGAACAGGAUUUUAGUAACUAUGCCGAGGAUGAAGGUAAUGUGAGGCUAAUAGAAUCCGAUCAGGAACCAUCUUCAUCUAACGAGGACAGCAAUGAUGAGGAGCCGCUAAUACAACAGCCACAAUCCAUAAGAUUUGAUACAGCAUCUGAUGGGAUGGCAACAAUACAAUCGGAAUCAGAGCCCGAUGAGGGAGGUACAGAAGAAGAUGAAGUGCACUUAGAAGAAGAGGAUUUCAGCGAUCAAGACUUGGCAAGCUCUGUUUCGAAAUACGGACAGCCUUCAAGCAGCGAAGACGAGGAGCCAUUAUCAAAUCGUGACAGUAAUAGAGGAUCUGACGAAACGAUACCUUUCAUAGGUAGACAACGACUGAAUCUAGGUGGUAAAAACCCCAUUACAGGAGCAACUAAGUCAACCAAGAACCCUUCGGAAAGCAGGGUAUUCGAAAGAUUGUUAGGGAAUAGCCCUGCAAAGAUGUUUCGCAAUAACGGAAGGCCGAAUAAUCUUGAGGAGAGUUUUCUCUUCCGAAAGCCAUCAGUCGCAGAACAAUCAGGACCAGGUAAAUCAACUCAUUUCAAUUUGAAACCUCCUCCAAUAUUUAACAAUAUUUCUACUUUGACAAGCACUUCAAAGAACAGCUUAUCUUCACUUAGUCCAAAGGAACGAGCUUUAUGGAAAUGGGCAAAUAUCGAAAAUUUAGACACUUUUUUGCAGCAGGUGUACGAAUAUUACCUAGGGAACGGAUUCUACUGUAUCAUCACAGAGAAGGUUAUUCAUCUAGCUACAAUCUUGUUUGUGGUAUUCAUUUCAACUUACAUGGGCCAUUGCAUAGAUUAUUCAAGGUUGUCAUCGUCUCAUACUUUUGAAGAAAUUCAUAUUGAACAAUGUUAUAAGACACAGAUCUCUCCAACUGCAAAGGUAUUUCUAUGGAUAUUUUACGCCUUCAUAGGGCUUAAAGUUCUACAAUUGUAUUUUGAUGUGAAAGCAUUGAAGGACAUCCGAAACUUUUACAACUACCUUUUAAGCAUAUCAGAUAAAGAUUUACAAACUAUUCCAUGGCAAAGUGUGAUUCAACAACUAGUAUUACUUAAGGAUCAGAAUGCGAUCACAGCAAAUGCUACCGAAGUCAAAGCAAAAAACAGGUUGAGUGCGCAUGACGUGGCUAAUCGAAUUAUGCGCAAAGAGAAUUUUGUCAUUGCACUAUAUGAUAACAAUAUUCUUGACUUAUCCCUACCAGUACCUCUACUAAGAACAUGUGCUCUUACCAAGACGCUCGAAUGGAACAUAAAUCUUUGUAUUUUAGGUUUUGCAUUCAAUGAGAAGGGCUAUUUAAAGCAAGCUUUCUUAAGAGAAAGCCAGAGAGAAUACCUGGGAGAGGAGUUAAAGAAGAGGUUUGUUCUUGCUGGAUUCUUGAACAUUAUCUUAUCCCCAUUCUUAGUAACAUACUUUGUUCUAUUGAACUUCUUCAGAUAUUUUAAUGAGUACAAAACCUCCCCAGGAUCAAUAGGUUCUCGGCAAUAUACUCCUAUUGCUGAAUGGAAAUUUAGGGAAUACAAUGAAUUAUAUCAUAUUUUCCAAAAAAGAAUGAGAUUGAGCAUGAUAAUAGCGGACAAUUAUGUCAAUCAAUUUCCCAAUACAUUAUUAAGCUUGACCUUAAGCUUUAUACAGUUUGUUUCCGGUUCUUUUGUGGCAAUCUUGGGUAUUCUGACAAUAUUUGAUCCAGACAAUUUCUUAAACUUCGAAAUUACACCUGACAGAACUGUUUUAUUUUACAUGACUGUUUUUGGUACUUUAUGGGCAGUUUGUCACAGUUCUAUCAACGAUGAGUAUACGGUUCUCAAACCAGAGGAAACACUGGAGGAACUUGUGUCGUAUACACACUACGCUCCAAAGGAAUGGAAGGGGAAAUAUCAUACAGAGGACAUCAAAAAUGAGUUUUGUAGGCUUUACAACUUGAGAAUCACAUUAUUACUAAGGGAACUAGUCAGCAUUAUAAUCACUCCCUUCAUAUUAUGGUUCUCCCUGCCAAAGAAUUCAGAAAGAAUAAUAGAUUUUUUUAGAGAAUGUACCGUCUAUGAGGAGGGGUUGGGAUACGUGUGUAAGUACGCAAUGUUUGAAGCUACUAAAAUUGACAAAGGUACCAAGGCCAAAAAACAAACUAAGAGAAUGUUUUCCCAAGCAGAACAGGAUGAUAGUGAAACCGAAUCGGAUGAGGGUGUUAACAAAAUGCUUCAGUCAUAUAUGUACUUCGUUGACGAUUACAAGAAUGCAGGCAAUGCAGUGGGCAAAAAUCAGCUACCAGCUUCUCCAAUCGAGCCAUCUUAUCACCCAUACAGCUCUACUAAAGACUAUUCCUGGAAGACACAAUUUGCCUUAGGUAAAAACUCCAAUCGUAAGAGAAAUCUUAAUCGAUCAAGGGUGAAGAGAUUCCCGGAUCGUAGUUCGGACCUUGAAUUAGGCUCAUUGAGUGGUUCACUUAUCAACAAAUCUACCCUUUUUAAGGAUGAUAUUGCUGAUAAUGCUGACGAACUGAAGGCGGGAAAUGGUGUUAUGGGCCUAUUAAACCAAUAUUACAAAAAAUCAGAUCGCAAUCGAUGA
Molecule: messenger RNA, 2727 nt
Organism: Kluyveromyces lactis
Lineage: Eukaryota; Fungi; Ascomycota; Saccharomycetes; Saccharomycetales; Saccharomycetaceae
Gene: ATG9
Product: autophagy protein ATG9
Exons: 1
Coding region: 1-2727 (908 amino acids)
Biological process (GO): protein localization to phagophore assembly site; autophagy of mitochondrion
Cellular component (GO): autophagosome; phagophore assembly site
Source: RefSeq, a predicted model, not a curated record